GCCCCCUGGCCCUCCCCCGCCGGGCUCAGGUGACAUCGGCCCCGGCGGCUUCCCGGGCUGCCGCGGAGCUUCCUGCUUCCCAGAAGGUGCCGGAGCGACUGCAACAGGAACUGAGAGACGGGGGGAGGAGGCGGUGCCGCCGCUCCGCUGCAGUCGCGGCCGGAGCCGGUGGAGCGGAGCAGAGCAGCCAUGGGCAGCCGCCCGCCGCCGCCGCGCUGAGCCGCCCCCGGCACCGACGGCAGAGGGGCCGGCGCCGCCCGCUCGCCCCUGCCGGGCGGAGCGCUUCUCGCCGCGGGGCGCUGGAGCAGCGGCGGGGGCCCGCUAUGUGACCAUGGACAGCAGGAUUAAGGAAAAUCCAGAACGUACCUUUGAUUUGGUACUGAAAGUAAAAUGCCAGGCAUCUGAAAAUGAAGAUCCAAUCGUACUGUGGAAGUUCCCGGAGGACUUUGGAGACCAGGAAGUGCUGAACAGCAUUCCAAAGUUCUGCUUUCCUUUCGACAUUGAAAGGGUGUCCCAAAACCAAGUAGGACAGCAUUUUACCUUUGUGCUCACCGACAUUGAAAGUAAACAGCGGUUUGGAUUUUGUCGUUUGACGUCAGGAGGCAAGGUCUGCCUCUGUAUUCUAAGUUACCUGCCAUGGUUUGAGGUAUACUACAAGCUCCUAAAUACCCUGGCAGAUUACUUGGCUAAAGAACAGGAAAAUGACUCGAAUGAUUUGUUGAAAUCAUUGUAUAGCCAUCCUCUGCCAAAGGCAAAUGCUUUAGUCAGUUUAAGUGUGCACUCGUAUUUCAUUACUCCUGAUAUAACUGGAUUGCCAACAAUCCCUGAAAGCAGAAACCUCACUGAAUAUUUUGUUGCUGUGGAUGUGAACAAUAUGCUGCAACUUUAUGCCAGUAUGUUGCAUGAGAGACGAAUCAUUAUUACCUCUAGCAAACUAAGCACUUUAACUGCUUGUGUUCAUGCAUCAGCUGCAUUGUUGUAUCCAAUGUAUUGGCAACACAUUUACAUCCCAGUGCUUCCUCCACAUCUUCUGGACUACUGCUGUGCACCAAUGCCUUAUCUAAUUGGCGUCCACUUAAGCUUAAUAGAGAGAGUGAAAAACAGAUCACUGGAGGAUGUGGUUUUGCUAAAUGUUGACACAAAUACUCUAGAAACCCCUUUUAAUGACCUGAACAACCUACCUGGUGAAGUGGUCUCGGCCUUGAAAAAUAAACUGAGAAAGCAGUCUACAGCUACGGGUCAUGGAGUAGCCAAGGCCUUUCUUCGGGCACAGGCAGCACUGUUUGGAUCCUACAGAGAUGCACUAAGAUACAAACCAGGAGAGCCUAUAACAUUCUGUGAGAAUAGUUUUGUGAAGCAUCGUUCCAGUACUACUAAGCAGUUCCUGGAAACUGCUGUUAAUCUUCAACUGUUUAAACAGUUUAUUGAUGGUCGGCUAUCAAAAUUAAAUGCAGGAAGAGGAUUCUCGGAUGUUUUUGAAGAAGAAAUCACAUCAGGAGGCUUUGGUGGAGGAAAUUCAAGAUCUUAUCAGCAGUGGGUGCACACAGUGAAGAAAGGCGGAGCACUGAUCAACACAGCAAUGACCAAAGCCACUCCGGCUGUGAAAACAGCAUAUAAAUUUGCAAAAUACCAGGCAAGGCAAGGAAUAAAAGAAGUGAAGAGUAAGUUAAAACACAAGGAGAGUGAGGAAGAGUAUGGAACUUGCAGUGCUGGUGCAGUACGGGCUGUUCCUGUCUACACAUUGCAUUGUGAGAAAAGAGCAAACUCUGAAAAACGAAGACUGGCACAGACUCGUUUCAAUCAGCGUCUCAGUAACCAGGAUUUUGCCUUGGAUGAAGGUGAUGAAAUGGAGAGAAUAAGCAAAAUAUCAUCAGAAGACAGUGAAGAAGCUUCUGCUUACUUUUAUGAUAGUGAUGAUUCUGGUGAAACUGGAAUAACUCCUCAGCAUCAAGGAGAAAUGGACUUGCUUGGGGAGAUUUUGGACACGCUGAGCACACACAGUUCAGAUCAAGGAAAGCUCUCAGGAGCAAAGAGCCUGGAUUUCUUUAGGUCAAUGGAUGACAUUGAUUACAAGACUGCGAACAAAUCAAAUGCACCUAGCGAGAGCAACCUUACUCUGCUCUGCAGCAGUGCUAAUGAUCAAGCAGAGUGGAACCUUGGGCAGGAUGACAGUGUCCUCCAUGGGAAGCAGCUCCCUCCAUCACCAAGGAAGCAAGUUUUUUCUGGUGGCCAUAGAGAAUCUCUCUCAAGGCUGGAAGAAGAAAGUAGUGAGAAAACCUGUAUUACUGACAAGAUGGACGCCACUAGUAUGACAUCUCUGACUCCAGUACGAUCAAGUGCCCAGUUUACUUCUCUAGAAAGUUUCAAACCAGGCUAUUCUUCCUGUGGGUAUGCAAAGCAGAAUGAAACACUAAGCAAUACCUCAGAAGAUCAGCACCCAGCAAGUCUUGCUCAACAUCCAUCCAUUCUGGUCCCCUGGGAAAAAGAGGGGAAGAAAGGAAAUGAAACUCCAGAAGAGGGUGGGCUUCUUCAAGAAGUGGUGUCAUUAUGUAAACUGAGUUCUGCUUUUCACUAUGGUUUAAAUAUUUCAAAGGAUAGCUUAUCCAGCACUAGCAGUGGAAGUAAAACAUAAGAAAACUAUAAGAGAAACUUGACUCCCAUCAGAAGUUGAAGGGAGACUACUCAGGACUCCAUAUAACAUGAUAACCAAAAGAUGAAAAAGGAAUAAAGAGGUCUUUGAUUCUAAAAAUAAUUCACUUUGGUUGAAGAGAAUUUUUUGAAUGCAUUUUCUGCCACUGGGACGUCUGCUUCUAUGUUUACCCAGUUCAUUUGUUGGCUGUAGUUAGGUCCACAAAAUGGAGCUAAAUACAUGAAUGCACUCUUAAAUCAGGUACUAGUUAGCCUCUGUGUUAAAAUACAGCAAUGGUAUGGUGCUUCCUAGCAUUUUCUUCCUCUGAGCAGCAGGAAAGAUAUCACCUAACAG
Messenger RNA from Melopsittacus undulatus (budgerigar), 2983 nucleotides. It is a transcript of the gene DENND1B, whose product is annotated as DENN domain containing 1B. Lineage: Eukaryota; Metazoa; Chordata; Aves; Psittaciformes; Psittaculidae. The transcript is spliced from 22 exons. Gene Ontology annotation, cellular component: cytosol; nuclear speck; intracellular membrane-bounded organelle. Gene Ontology annotation, biological process: endocytosis; endocytic recycling. Gene Ontology annotation, molecular function: guanyl-nucleotide exchange factor activity; phosphatidylinositol phosphate binding. Bases 332 to 2632 code for a protein of 766 amino acids. The record is from RefSeq and is a predicted model, not a curated record.